This is a messenger RNA of Toxorhynchites rutilus septentrionalis, 522 nucleotides long. RefSeq lists its product as uncharacterized. NCBI's taxonomy places the organism in Eukaryota, Metazoa, Arthropoda, Insecta, Diptera, Culicidae. The coding region runs from base 1 to 522 and encodes 173 amino acids. The transcript has a single exon. The record is from RefSeq and is a predicted model, not a curated record.
AUGGAGGAUCGUCGCACGAGGCAGCAACUGAGAUCGCGGAGAGGAACCAUGGUAGCAUCGCUCGGCCGAGCGGACCAGUUCAUGACGCAGUACGACGAGGAACGGGACAAGCUCGAGGUCGCUGUAAGGCUGCAGCAUUUGGACGGUAUUUGCAAUGGGAUGGAGGAAAUACAAGUGGCAUUAGAAGACAUGGCAGACAACGAACAAGAACGGGUGACAAAUAUGGAAAUUCACUCUGAGUUUGAAACACUAUUCACACAGUUCUCUGGAGAUUACAAAGACUGGCUUGCGUUUCAUGACACCUUUGAGGCACUGAUUCACAACAAUUCUGAGGUCGUUGAAGUCCAGAAACUUCACUACCUAAAAGCUGCUUUGAAGGGAGAGGCCGCCCAACUGAUCGAAUCAAUUGGAAUCAGUUCGGCAAAUUAUCGCUUGGCUUGGGAAGCAUUCGUCAACAGAUAUGCGAAUGAAUAUCUUCUGAAAAAACGUCAUUUGCAAGCUUUGUUUGAGGAUGCAAAUUGA